Molecule: messenger RNA, 4684 nt
Organism: Bombina bombina (fire-bellied toad)
Lineage: Eukaryota; Metazoa; Chordata; Amphibia; Anura; Bombinatoridae
Product: zinc finger protein 260-like
Exons: 5
Coding region: 100-2349 (749 amino acids)
Biological process (GO): regulation of transcription by RNA polymerase II
Molecular function (GO): DNA-binding transcription factor activity, RNA polymerase II-specific; RNA polymerase II cis-regulatory region sequence-specific DNA binding
Source: RefSeq, a predicted model, not a curated record
GUAAAGAGGAUACAACUGUCCCUUCCGCUUAUUAGGAACAAGCUGCCAUGGUUUUACCAGGUGCCUAUAAAGUGUGAUGACGUUGCCGUGUAUUUCUCUAUGGAGGAGUGGGAGUAUAUAGAGGGGCACAAGGAUCUUUACAAGGACGUCAUGAUGGAGACUCAACAAGCACUAAGAACUAUGGAGAUCCCAGGAAAUGAGAGCUCAGGUGACAGUGAUGACAAUCUAGACACAGCAGCACGUGCAGAACUUGUACCGAAUAUUCGGCCACUGGAGACCCCAUCAGACGUCUCUGCAGAUCGUACUGAUGUGACGCCUUCAGGUGGCUCAGCGGUAGAGCACGGAGGAAAACCGGACGUGUGUGAUCAGGUGAAGACCGAGGAGGAUGAAGUUCCUAUAAAUACGGUUACAGAUGAAUUUAUAAACUGCAAUAAUCUUAGUCAUAUUCAGAGUAUGGAUACUUCUUUCAGUCGUCUUCACAAUCAAAGAAGCCAUAUGGGAAAUUUAUCUUAUAAAUAUGGUAAACGUUUUACUUGGAAAUCACAUCUUAUUAGACAUCAGAAAAUGCAUACAGGGGAGAAUGCAUGUUCAUGUUCUGAAUGUGGGAAAUGUUUUACUCAGAAAUCGCAUCUUAUUAGACAUCAGAAAAUUCAUGCAGGAAAGAAAGCAUUAUCAUGUUCUGAAUGUGGGAAAUGUUUUAUUGGGAAAUCAGAUCUUAUUAGACAUCUGAAAAUUCAUACAGGAGAGAAAGCAUUUUCAUGUUCUGACUGUGGGAAAUGUUUUAUUCAUAAAUCACAUCUCAUUAGGCAUCAGAAAAUACAUACAGGAGAAAAAGAAUUUUCAUGUUCUGAAUGUGGGAAAUGUUUUGCUCUGAAAACAACUCUUAAUAAUCAUCAGAAAAUUCAUACAGGAGUAAAAGAAUUUUCUUGUUCUGAAUGUGGGAAAUGUUUUAUUCAGAAAGUAAAUCUAAUUACGCAUCAGAAAAUACAUACAGGAGAGAAAGCAUUUUCAUGCUCUGAUUGUGGUAAAUGUUUUACACUGAAAUCAUCUCUUAUUAAGCAUAAGCAAAACCAUACAGGAGAGAAACCAUUUUCAUGUUCUGAAUGCGGCAAACGUUUUACUCUGAAAUCAUCUCUUAUUACGCAUCAGCAAAACCAUACAGGAGAGAAACCAUUUUUAUGUUCUGAAUGUGGGAAGUGUUUUACUCAGAAAUCAUCUCUUAAAACACAUCAGAAAAUUCAUACAGGAGAAAAUGCAUUUUCAUGUUCUUACUGUGGGAAAUGUUUUCCUAUGAAAUCAAAUCUUAUUCAACAUCAGAAAAUUCAUACAGGAGAGAAAGCAUUUUCAUGUUCUGAAUGUGGGAAAUGUUUUAUUGAGAAAUCACAUCUCAUUAGGCAUCAGAAAAUACAUACAGGAGAAAAAGAAUUUUCAUGUUCUGAAUGUGGGAAAUGUUUUGCUCUGAAAACAACUCUUAAUAAUCAUCAGAAAAUUCAUACAGGAGUUAAAGAAUUUUCUUGUUCUGAAUGUGGGAAAUGUUUUAUUCAGAAAGUAAAUCUAAUUACGCAUCAGAAAAUACAUACAGGAGAGAAAGCAUUUUCAUGCUCUGAUUGUGGGAAAUGUUUUACACUGAAAUCAUCUCUUAUUAAGCAUAAGCAAAACCAUACAGGAGAGAAACCAUUUUCAUGUUCUGAAUGCGGCAAACGUUUUACUCUGAAACCAUCUCUUAUUACGCAUCAGCAAAACCAUAUAGGAGAGAAAACAUUUUUAUGUUCUGAAUGUGGGAAGUGUUUUACUCAUAAAUCAUCUCUUAAAACACAUCAGAAAAUUCAUACAGGGGAAAAUGCAUUUUCAUGUUCUUACUGUGGGAAAUGUUUUCCUAAGAAAUCAAAUCUUAUUCAACAUCAGAAAAUUCAUACAGGAGAGAAAGCAUUUUCAUGUUCUGAAUGUGGGAAAUGUUUUAUUGAUAAAUCACAUCUCAUUAGACAUCAGAAAAUUCAUACAGGAGAAAAAGAAUUUUCAUGUUCUGAAUGUGGGAAAUGUUUUGCUCUGAAAACAACUCUUAAUAAUCAUCAGAAAAUUCAUACAGGAGAAAAAGAAUAUUCAUGCUCUGAAUGUGGGAAAUGUUUUAUUCAGAAAGUAAAUCUAAUUAUGCAUCAGAAAAUACAUACAAGAGAAAAAGAAUAUUCAUGCUCUGAAUGUGGGAAAUGUUUUACUCAGAAAGCACAUCUAAUUACACAUCAGAAAAGUCAUAAAGGAAAUAAAGCAUUUUCAUGCGCUGACUGUGGGAAAUGUUUUACACUGAAAUCAUAUCUUAAAACACAUCAGAAAAUUCAUACAGGAGAAAAAUAAUUUUUAUGUUCUGAAUGUGGGAAAUGUUUUACUCUGAAAUCAUCUCUUAUUACUCAUUUGCAAAACCAUACAGGAGAAAAAACAUUUUUAUGUUCUGAAUGUGGGAAAUGUUUUACACUGAAAUCAUCUCUUAAAACACAUCAGAAAAUUCAUACAGGAGAAAAAUAAUUUUUAUGUUCUGAAUGUGGGAAAUGUUUUACUCUGAAAUCAUCUCUUAUUACUCAUUUGCAAAACCAUACAGAAGAAAAAACAUUUUUAUGUUCUGAAUGUGGGAAAAGUUUCAACACCAAAUCGUAUCUUACUGACCAUCUGAAAAUUCAUACAGGAGAAAAAGCAUUUUCAUGUUCUGAAUGUGGGAAAUGUUUUACUCAGAAAUCAAAUCUAAUUAGGCAUCAGAAAAUUCAUACAGGAGAGAAAUAAUUUUCAUGUUCUGAAUGUGGGAAAUGUUUUGCUCUGAAAACAACUCUUAAUAAACACCAGAAAAUUCAUACAGGAGAAAAAGCAUUUUCCUGUUCUGAAUGUGGAAAGUCUUUUAUCCUGAAUGGGCAUCUUAUUAGUCAUCAGAAGAUUCAUAUGAAAGGAAAUCAGGACUUAACCUCUUAAAUGCUUUGAGUGACAUGUAGACAUCAUCUGCACAUUUUCUAGAGUCUAAUGAUGACUACAUGUUGUUUUCUGGGGGGUGCACUUUAAGAGUUGUUUGAGGCCCCUUUUGCACUUCAAGAUUUUAGAAGGUGGCCAAUUGUGUUUGUCAUUCCUGGGGGAUCCAGGGUCCCUAUAUUGGUUUUAAUAGCCAAGUGAUCACCUGGCAUGAAAAAAAAUUAGUUUGAGUAGAGUUUCAUUGAAGGGAGCCCCUAUGUGCCAAUCAGACUUAUAUAACAAUAUCCAAAGGCCCUUAUUAGUAUGUUGAUUAAACCUUCUUUGAAAUUUAGGUACUGUUAAAGGGACAGUAAAGUAAAAAAAAUAUUUCAUGAUUUAAAUAGGGCAUAUCAUUUUAAACAACUUUCCAAUUUACUUUUAUUACCAAUUUUGCUUUGUUCUCUUGGUAUUCUUAGUUGAAAGCUAAAUCUAGGAGGUUCAUGUGCUAAUUUCUUAGACCUUGAAGACUGCCUCUAAUCUGAAAGCAUUUUGACAUUUUUUCACCACUAGAGGGCGUUAGUUCAUGUGUUUUAUAUAGAUAACAUUGAGCUCAGGCAUGUGAAGUUCCUAGGAGUCAGCACUGAUUGGCUAAAAAUGCAUGUCUGUUACAAGAACUGAAAUAAGGGGCAGUUUGCAAAGGCUUAGAUACAAGGUAAUCACAGAGGUAAAAAGUAUAUUAUUAUAACUGUGUUGGUUAUGCAAAAUUGGGGAAUGGGUAAUAAAGGGAUUAUCUACCUUUUUACACAACAAAAAUUCUUGUGUUUACUGUCCCUUUAAGGGUAUUUUAGUCAAGUGAUCACUGAGGUGACAGCGUUUCUCUAGCUGGAAUUUAAAAUGAGCCGUUAACAUCAUUUUUUUUUUCUUUAAUUGCAAUUUCUGUAGAAUUAUUCUCCAUUUCUGCUUAUUUUAGAAAGGUUACUUAAUACAAUUAUAGAGCCACAAAAGUUUUUAAUAUAAAGCUGAGAAAAAAAUAUUAAUGUAUUGUUUAAAACUUUGUUAUUAAAAUUAUAAUAGAAGGGGUCCAAGAGUGACCCCUAUUUUUCUGCUGGGGAGAUCCUUAAAGGGACAUAAAACCCCAAACAUUUCUUUCAUGAUUCACAUAGAACAUACAAUUUUAAACAAAUUUCCAAAUUUUCGAAUAUCAAUGUUUUUCUUUGUUUUCUUGUUAUCCUUUGUUGAAAAGCAGAAAGGUAAGUUUAGGAGUGUGCACGUGUCUGCAGCACUAUAUAAGAGCAGUUCUGCAACAAUGUUUUACAUUAGCAGGGGCACUAGAUGGCGGCACUAUUUCCUGUCGUAGUGCUACAGGCAUGUGCACACUACCUAUCCAGAUAUCUCUUCAACAGAGAGUAACAAGAGAACAAAGACAAUUUGAUAAUAUAAGUAAAUUAGAAACUUUUUUUAAAUGUUAUUCUCUAUCUGAAUCAUGAAAGAAAAAAAUUGGGUUUCAUGUCCCUUUAAAAUUCUACACACUUCGGGAUUUACUUCUAGACAAAAUAAAAAAUAUAAGGUUUCUGUAUUUUAGUGUUUUUCAGGCAAUAUAUCAGCGUUACAGUAGGAUGCUUUUGUUUAGUUUCACCAGAACUAUGUUCUGCUUCAGCUUUGGACUAUAUUGUAUUUUGAUGUAUUGUCAUAAUAUUUCAUACUGAUUUGCCUGUAAAGCUUUGUUUCUUUACCUGAAUAAAAAAUAUGUGCUAGAAAA